CUGUAAUGGAAAGGUUAAAAGAAACCUUGUUGAAAUGAGAUGAGAAAGGAUUGACUUUAUGUUUAGACAGUGCCCGGGGCUGCAGUGGGAUGGGUUUUGGGGGAUGGAGUGCAGAAAGAGUGGCUGAAACUGCGUCUCCUCUUCCUCCUGUUGGCAGAACAGUGUGAGGCUAUUGGCUUGGUGUUGGCAUUUGACCUUGCUUUUCCUUGUCUGGUUGGGAGAACCCCCCCAAGUUUGGAACGUCUGUACAUGGAAUAUGAAGAGGAUGAUGAUAUUUCCUUUGCAAAAUGGAUGAGCAGCUUCUGGGGCCACAACUUGAUCGAUGAGAAUGAGAAAGAAGGUAGAGGCCACAAGAAACGUCAGACACGACCCUUUAGUGAAAGGAGAGCCUCCCUUCCGGCCAGGCUUUCCUCCCUCCAUACAGCUCGACUUCAUGCUUCUACCAAAGGCUCAUCUUCAGGCCUUCUUAAGGGCUCCAAGGAAUUUCAAGAAGACCAAGAUGUCAAAUGCCACUGCCACAGGAAGGCAAGCAGAACACCUUCAGCAGACAGCUCAUGCCCAGAGACAAGAUCAAACUCCAUCCAGGAAUUUGCAGAGUCCUUUGAAAAGCAAUUGCAUCUCAAAAGCAAACGCUCAGUUUCUUUGCAACCUGAAGGUAUGAAGGAGAGAAGAGAAAGAGAAAGAUUGCAUUUGAGAAAAAGCAAGUCUCACAAGAGAAUGGGAGAGAAAUCAGAGCCAAGGAGAGAGCAGGAAGAAGAUGAAGGUUCAGAAGUUGUACCUGCAAAACACAACGAACAGUUUCCAUCACAAGCAAGCAUUGAGAAAGGAUAUUUAUGCACAGGCAGCUAGAAUGUGUUGAGAUAAUGAAUUUUAACACUCCCCCUGAAGAGCAGAGGGAGCAUUCUUGUUUUGUCUUGACUAGAAGAGGCCUGUUAGCUAGAAUAAACCCUAACCUGUAAAAUAAAAGUAAAAUUCAACCGCAUCAUUGACACCGUGUUACUACCUUCCUGUCUUUACUUUUGCCAUUAGGAAUGUGACCUUUGUCAUAGGAGGAGUGUAUCUGUAGCAAGAUCCAAGUUAGCAAUUAACCACUGUAAGAGCAUUUCGGGCAAAUUUAGCAUUGUGGCAGGACAGUGGUGGAUGUGUUCAUUUAAGAGGAGAGCAUGUCUGCAUUACAGAGCCAUGCAAAGUCAUCCAAAGCCUUAUGUUGCUCUUUUAAUUGAAAACAGGCUUAUUGGUAGGUUUGGGAAGGAAAAAGUACACAUAAACAGCCACCUGCUUCCUGGCCCUGACAUCCACUUAGAUUUGUCUUGGAAACAGGUAUCUUUUUGCUUUGACAAUCUUCCAACUCCAAAUUUAUAGAAGUAAUAGAAGGGAAGUCCACAUCUUCUCUUCUAUACCCCCCUAUCACUGUGCGAUAUGACUCUUGUUUCUCUGGCAUCCCCCAGCCCUCUCCCACAUCCUCUGUCCCACUUCCCCAGUCGCACAACUAGUUCUUUCUCCCAACUUUAACCUCAUCAUCUUGCUUCUUUUGUGGCCUUCCCCCUCUCCAUUUACUACUUUAUAGCCCUGCCUCAUAGCUACCAACCUCUUUUGCUACAUCUCUAGUUUUGCCUCAUCAAAAUUUGAGCCUUGCUGAAAGGUAUCAGGUAAAAACAGAGAUGUUCUGCCUCUCAUACUUCUAUAUAACCUCUUCAAGGGGUUGCCACACAUUCAGGGUGAGACAUUGCAACCCUUUUCCCUUUUUCCCUUUUCUAGAGCUAGGGCCAAACCAAGGGAACGGGAACUGGCUCUGUCUAUGGUGAGCAGGACUUAGGAAAAAUCUCUUCCCUCUGGCUGAAGAUCUCUUGAACUCAGAUAUAAAUCUCACCAACUAUAAGUAAGAUUUCCUUCUACGCAAAGGAAAUUCACCUCCACAUGUUCAUAAACACAUACACACUCCCACACUCCCCCCAUGCCCCACUUCUUCAACAUGCAAGUCUUCCCUGCAGAGAAGAGCCCUGCCCUCUUUGGAAAUGAUUUCCCCAGGCCUAGUGUAGAGAAAGCCUGCUUUGGAUAAUAUGGUUAGAGAAGAGUGAAGACUAAUGAAGUCAUGCGCAAAAGUCAAAGUCUGCUGUGUAUUCUUCCUGUGAUUUUCUGUAAUUACAAAGAUAUUGUUAUUUUACUUUAGAGCCUUAAUUUUGAAUGUUCAACCUUUUAAAAGCGUAGGGCAUCCUUAAAACUUUGUAACACUUACCUCCAUUAAAGGAUUGUUUUUCUUUUUAAGUAGGGCUUUGGGGGAUAUAUAAGAAAGCAAUCAAACCCUUGCUGAUGCUUGUAAAUUGCUUCUUGCCUGGUAACAUAUAUUAUAAACUAAUAAAUCUGACUGAAAAAUGU
This is a messenger RNA of Harpia harpyja (harpy eagle), 2376 nucleotides long. RefSeq names its product leukemia NUP98 fusion partner 1 (gene LNP1). The transcript has 3 exons. Bases 250 to 849 code for a protein of 199 amino acids. NCBI's taxonomy places the organism in Eukaryota, Metazoa, Chordata, Aves, Accipitriformes, Accipitridae. The record is from RefSeq and is a predicted model, not a curated record.